Bombina bombina (fire-bellied toad) is the source of this 1846-nucleotide messenger RNA. RefSeq names its product zinc finger MYND-type containing 10 (gene ZMYND10). The coding region runs from base 1 to 1368 and encodes 455 amino acids. Gene Ontology annotation, biological process: motile cilium assembly; inner dynein arm assembly; outer dynein arm assembly. The record is from RefSeq and is a predicted model, not a curated record. The transcript is spliced from 12 exons. Gene Ontology annotation, cellular component: cytoplasm; centriolar satellite. NCBI's taxonomy places the organism in Eukaryota, Metazoa, Chordata, Amphibia, Anura, Bombinatoridae.
AUGGAGGACUCACCGGUGCAGGUUGUGCUGUAUGGAGAGGCGGAGGGCAUGGUGAAAAGUCUUCAAACCUUCCCGUUACGGGACACGGGGUCUGGCGGGUGGUUCAAACAACAUGAAUACAUUGAGAAGCUGAACAUGCAGGCGAUUCUUAACGCAUCAGCUGGGCAGGAGGAAAUUGUCAAGGAGUUACUGGUCAGCCAUGGAAAGAUCCCAACAUUAAUCCAUGAACUGAUCAGCAUAGAGAUAUGGAAGCUUAAGGUGUUCCCCAUACUGUGCCAACUGCAGGACUUCAAGCCCAAGAGUACCUUCCCUCUCUACAUGGUGAUUCACCAUGAGGCCACAAUUAUUAACCUCUUGGAAACCAUCUUCUACCACACGGACGUCUGUGAGUCAGCCGAGGAGCUGGCGUUGGACCUGAUUGAUUACUGCCAUCGUAAACUGACUAUACUAGUGUCUCAAAGCUCCACUGGGGAGACAACAGGACAGGACAGAAUGCUGCCCAAGUUUACUGAAGAAACAUCCUCAAUGGAGGAGCUGAAGCUGCAGUCCGAGUCCCUGGAGUUUGACAUUGCUUUGAAGUGUCUGUCAGUCCUGCGAUACAUCACUGAUCACACGGACUGCUUCCCUAUCAGUGUUACCAACCGACUACUAAACACCCAUAAUCUGCCCUGCCUGCUUGUAGAACUGCUGGAGCACUGCCCCUGGAGCCGCCGCCACAAAGGUCAGCUCCAAAAGUAUGAGAAUGGUCGCUGGUACUCAGUUCCUGCUGAGGAUCAGAUGAAGAUGACUAAGCUGGAUGGUCAAGCCUGGAUCGCUCUAUAUAACCUUUUACUGAGGCCAGAGUGCCAGCAAAAAUACAACAUCAACAGCUUUACCAAGGGUCAACUACUAAAGCUUCGCUCAUUUCUCACUGAAGUUCUUGUGGACCAGCUGCCAAAUCUAGUGGACCUACAGCGUUUCCUGAGCCACCUGUCAGUGAGUGAGCCAGCGCCACCCAAGAAGGAGCUUAUUCUGGAGCAGGUACCAGAGGUCUGGGACUCCAUCAUUAAAGAGAAUUCUGGGAAGUGGAAAGCAGUGGCCAAACACCAGGUGAAGCACGCAUUCUCCCCCAGCGACGAGGACCUUCGCUCACAGGCUCAGAGGUGGGCCCAGACAUACAAUAUGGAUGUUAUGGAGACGCUGGUACCAGAUAAACCAAAGUGCGGUUUAUGUGGGUCAGAAGCUGCAAAACGCUGCUCUCGGUGUCAGAGUGAGUGGUACUGUAAUAGGGAGUGCCAGGUAAAGCACUGGCAGAAGCACAAGAAGUCCUGUGACCUGAUAUGUGAAGCCAUGAAAAAGACAAAGGAAGAACUAAGAGUUUCUGUGUGAGAGACAAGGAGAUAGUGCCUAACAGACAAUUGCAAACCCUUUCACUCCUGUACCUGCCUGCAAGACCCAAACUGCUGAAUAUGAUGAACUCUGUCACUGAUAAAGUGAUAAGCAGCUGUGUUUAGGUCCCUCUGUAUUGUGAUGUGCAUGAGAUCUCUGUAUCCUGCUGUAUAUGGGAUCUCUCUGUAUACUGCUGUAUAUUGUAUCAUCCUACAUAUACUGUAUAUAAGAUUUCACAGUAUACUGCUGUGUAUAUGAUCAUCCUAUGUAUCCUGUAUAUGAGAUCUCCCAGUAUACUGCUGUGUAUAGGAUCAUCGUACAUACCCUUUAUAUUAGAUCCCCCUAUACUGCUGAAAAUGGAUCAUCCUAAACACUAUAGUUUACAAGAUCCUAUUUAUUCUACUAUUUUGUCAGUUUUUUGGAUCAGGUGUAAUUUAUAUGAUAAAAUCAUUAAAACGUUUGUUAUAUUUUCUAACAA